Sinocyclocheilus rhinocerous is the source of this 3467-nucleotide messenger RNA. RefSeq names its product hephaestin-like protein 1. Gene Ontology annotation, molecular function: ferroxidase activity; copper ion binding. Gene Ontology annotation, cellular component: plasma membrane. Lineage: Eukaryota; Metazoa; Chordata; Actinopteri; Cypriniformes; Cyprinidae. Gene Ontology annotation, biological process: iron ion transport. The transcript is spliced from 18 exons. Bases 276 to 3467 code for a protein of 1063 amino acids. The record is from RefSeq and is a predicted model, not a curated record.
GAGCGGAGCGCAGCGUCACCGCGGCCGGGCAUGUGUGCGGUUUAUCGGGGCGCUCUGUUAUGAAGGGAGACGGCGGAGUUUUACUUCUCUCCGAAAAACCGGUUCGAGUCCAAGGAAGAAGGAACGCCCGUUGAGCUGAACUUUCAGUUUCGAUUAGUAGCCGCACACAAGGCUAGAUUUUCCGUGCGCAGUAGCAUUUUGAGAUCGAUUACGUGCGACUCUUUUUGACUCGGGCUCGGAUUUUGGUUAUGCAUGGUUGUGUUUAGAUACAAGCGAUGAAGUCUGUGCUGUGCGCUUUUGUGACGGCUGUGCUCGCGCUACAGCAGGCCGAGUGUCUCAAGAGGACCUAUUAUAUAGCCAUUAGAGAGGAAGACUGGAAUUACGCACCGAGCGCCAGAAACCUUAUCAAUAACCGAAGCAUUGAGCAAGACGAACAUGCGUCGGUUUUUCUGUCAAGUGGCAAGACCCGGAUAGGGAGUGUUUACAAAAAAGCUUUGUACAGACAGUACACAGAUGGGUCUUAUUCCGAGGAGAUAGCUAAACCUGCCUGGCUCGGCUUCCUCGGACCCAUUUUACGGGCUGAGGUCGGAGAUGUCAUAGAGGUGCACAUGAAGAACUUUGCGACCAGGUCUUAUUCUCUUCACCCUCAUGGAGUCUUCUAUGAGAAGAAUUCAGAAGGAGCGUUGUAUCCAGACGGCACCACUGGUCGUGAUAAGAGAGAUGAUGCGGUGGCUCCAGGUGAGAGCUACACAUACACCUGGCAGGUCAAACCAGAGUACGCUCCUACUGAAGCAGAUGCCAGCUGUCUCACCUGGAUUUACCAUUCACAUGGAGAUGCACCAAAAGACAUUGCAUCAGGGCUUAUAGGAGCUCUGCUCACCUGCAAACAAGGCACUUUGGACUCUAGUCAAAAGCGCUCUGAUGUGGAUGAAGAUGUCAUUUUGAUGUUCAGUGUGGUGGAUGAGAACUUGAGCUGGUACUUGGAGGAGAAUAUUGAAAAGUUCUGCUCUGAUCCAGAUGCAACAAAACAACAUAUGGAAUACGUAGACGAGGAGUUCAGAGAGUCCAACCUCAUGCACUCAAUCAAUGGCUAUGUUUAUGGGAAUUUGCCUGCACUGAAAGUGUGUGUCGGACGUCCCGUGUCUUGGCAUCUCUUCGGCAUUGGUAACGAGGUGGACAUUCAUUCAGCUUAUUUCCAUGGACACACCCUCGUGGAUCGCAUGCACCGCACAGAUGUGCUUAGUCUGUUUCCUGCCACUUUUGUCACCGCAACAAUGAUCCCCAGAACAGAAGGAAAAUGGUUGUUAAGCUGCCAAGUCAACGAUCAUGUAGAAGCAGGUAUGCAGAGUUUCUAUGAGGUCUCGGCCUGUGGGUCCUCAGUCUCUCCAACAGAGGCCCCUGGCAAAGAGAGACAUUUCUACGUCACUGCUGAGGAGAUGGAUUGGGACUACGCCCCUUCAGGGAUGAACUACAUGACAAAUAAACCACUUACUGAGCCAGAGAGUGACUCUGAAUCGUAUUUUAGUCGUGAUGGUGGUAAGCUGGGUGGAAAAUACCUGAAGGCCAGAUACAUUUCAUACACUGACAGCACAUUUACUACCAAAACACAUAUUGCGGGCUCGGAUGAGCAUCUUGGAAUUCUGGGUCCUGUAAUCAGAGCAGAGGCUGGUGAUGUUAUCAUUGUGACAUUCUUUAACAGAGCUACACGUGACUACAGCAUUCAGCCACACGGUCUGCAUUAUGAGAAGACCUAUGAAGGAGCAAAGUAUCAGGAUGGUACUCAGAAAGCUGGAGCCUCUGUGGCUCCUGGUGAAAAGUUCACCUAUCGCUGGAGAGUAAUUGAAGGUCCCUCCAGCAGUGAUCCUCCUUGUAUUUCAUACUUGUACUAUUCUGCUGUUGAUCCGGUUCGGGACACUAACUCUGGUUUAUUUGGGCCCAUACAAGUGUGCAGGAAAGGUGUUCUUGAUGGAAGUGGCCAUCAGUAUGCCAACAAAAUUCAGCACGAGUUUUUUCUGCUGUUCUCUAUCAUGGAUGAGAAUAAAAGCUGGUAUCUGCAAAAGAAUUUGAACAAGUUUGGUAGCCGUGAUUCAGAUCCAGCCAAUGAAGAGUUUCAGGAAAGCAAUAAGAUGCACGCGGUGAAUGGCUACAUGUAUGGAAACCUGCCUGGUCUGGACUUGUGUAAUGGGGAACAUGUUAUGUGGCACAUACUUGGCUUGGGCACUGAGGUGGAUAUCCAUGGGGUCUAUUUCGAGGGUAACACGUUUCAACGAGACGGGAUGAACCGUGACACUCUCAGUGUCUUCCCGCAUACCGCAGUGACUGUUAGCAUGACACCCGACAAUAAUGGCCAGUUUGAGCUGAGCUGUCGUACGGGUGAACACUACCACGCUGGCAUGCGUCAGCAUUAUGAAGUCAAGUCCUGUUCAGCAGUGACUCCAGCAGCAGAACAUUUCACCUCCACAGUGCAGUACUUCAUCGCAGCAGAGGAGGUCGAGUGGAAUUAUGCUCCAGACCGCACAUGGGAACUGGAGAAACACAAAACUACUCUGGAGGACAGCCCUGGAGGAAUUUAUCUUGAACAGUCAACAAAUAGGAUUGGUGCAAAAUAUAAGAAGGUGGUGUUUCGUGAAUAUUUAGAUGAAACCUUUACCAAAAAGAAACACAGACGUCCAGAGGAGGAGCACUUGGAAAUAAUGGGACCCAUCAUUAGAGCUGAGGUUGGUGAGAGGAUUCAAGUUGUGUUUAAAAACAAAGCCAGCAAGCCAUAUUCUGUUCAUGCCCAUGGAGUGAAGACCAGUAAAACCCAUCAGAACGGUGUUCAACCAGGUCAUAUGACGACAUACAGCUGGACCAUUCCAAAACGAUCAGGUCCGGGUCGCAGUGAUCCAAACUGUAUAACGUAUGCCUACUACUCGUCUGUCAGCCUAGUUGAGGACUUGAUGAGCGGUUUGGUGGGUCCACUGAUAGUGUGCCGCAAAAACACCCUGAACACCGACAGACGUAGAAAAGACAUUGAUAAAGAGUUUGCGCUCCUUUUCUUGGUGUUCGAUGAAAAUGAGUCCCACUACCUGGAUGAAAACAUAAAAACGUACCUCAACGCAGACCCAGAAAAAUACGAAGAAAAAUAUGAUGGGGACUUUAUGGAGAGCAACAAAAUGCAUGGUAUUAAUGGAAAGAUGUAUGCUAACCUCCAUGGGUUGAAUAUGACAGAGAAUGACAAGACCGAGUGGUAUUUGAUAGGACUGGGGAAUGAAGUCGACAUGCACACUGUGCAUUUCCAUGCUCAGAGCUUCACUUACAAAACGGAUCAUCCUCAUCGUGCUGAUGUAUACGACCUGUUCCCAGGAACAUUUCAGACCAUAGAGAUGACUGUAGGAAGUCCUGGACAGUGGCUGCUUCACUGCCAUGUGACCGAUCACAUCCAUGCGGGCAUGGAGACGCUUUUCACUGUUCAUCCGAGAGGUUAG